Fusarium falciforme is the source of this 1917-nucleotide messenger RNA. RefSeq names its product Calpain catalytic domain-containing protein. NCBI's taxonomy places the organism in Eukaryota, Fungi, Ascomycota, Sordariomycetes, Hypocreales, Nectriaceae. Gene Ontology annotation, biological process: proteolysis. The transcript is spliced from 4 exons. Gene Ontology annotation, cellular component: cytoplasm. Gene Ontology annotation, molecular function: calcium-dependent cysteine-type endopeptidase activity. The record is from RefSeq and is a predicted model, not a curated record. Bases 1 to 1917 code for a protein of 638 amino acids.
AUGAAGCACUCAAAACUACCAAGCCCCGGGAUGGCAAGGGCCAAUCAGCGGAGAGAUAGUUCGCUCAACCCACAGGCUCGCAUCGCCGACUUUUGGUCCAAAGCACACACUACGACUCCAGGGAAAAUCACCUCAAUUUUCCCAGUAAGCCUCUAUCAUGGGCUUCUAGUUGACGAAACCUGUCACCUCAAGCCCUUCGAUACUGCCCCAAGCUACGAAAGAGCCGCUCAACAAUGCCGCGCUCAAAUCCACGCGAUAGUAGAACAGUGUGAGCAUGCCAACUCCAAGUUCAGCGACCCUGACUUCGACAUUGAGGCCGAUUUUCAUUCAGGCAUCAACAGCUGCCUGUUCGGCCUCGUGGAAAGUUGUGAACAUAAUGGCAGUAGUCGGGGCUUUAAAAAAUCGGCUUUUGCAGGGUACACCCCAACGCUGGUCUCACGCAAUCUCGCCAGGGCCACUGGCGAUGACAUAUCCCUUCCAGGGUCAGUCCAUCGCAUCUCUUGGAUUUUUGACAAUCCACGCUUCACUGUUAAUGGAUUUUCCGGUUCAGAUAUCCAACAGGGGGCGAAUGGCGAUUGCUGGUGGCUGGCGGCACUUGGGGCCAUCGCUCACCGGAAUGAUCUUAUGGAGAAGAUAUGUGUAGCACGAGAUGAGGAGGUUGGUGUGUACGGUUUUGUUUUCUGUAAAGAUGGAGAAUGGAUCUCAACCGUGGUCGAUGAUAACCUGUAUCUUGCUGAGCAGGAUUUUGAUGCAGGCAUGUACGACGCUACGGGAGAGAAGGCCCAACUUCACAGAAGGCAGAAGCAGAAUGGAUCAAAGGCUCUCUUCUUUGCUAAAUGCAGAGAUCCAAACGAGACGUGGCUUCCAUUAUUAGAGAAAGCGUUUGCCAAAGUUCAUGGUGACUACCAAGCCUUAGAUGGAGGAUGGGCUAGUCUGGCAAUGGAAGACCUCACUGGCGGUAUCACGACCAUUAUCGCAAGUAGCAGUAUUCUCCACAAGGAACGCCUUUGGCGUGAGCUCCUCUCCUCUGGUACUCAGUCCGGAGAGUUUGUUUUUGGCUUGUCCAGUGGUGCUGGCGAGGAACACAAUAAUGGCCUUAUAUUGAGUCAUGCCUACUCCAUUCUAGAGGCCGUUGAGAUGAAGGACGAGCACGACGGCGUGACUCAUUUGAUAAAAAUUAGGAACCCUUGGGGCCAAAGAUCUGGGGAUGGCCUUGGAGAAUGGCAUGGCCCUUGGGCAGAUGGUUCCAAAGAGUGGAAUCCUUACACAAUGAAGCAGCUUCGCCAUGAGUUUGGUGACAAUGGAACCUUCUGGAUGAUGUACGAUGAUAUACUGGAAAACUUCGAGUAUAUCUAUCGGACUCGUCUCUUCAACAGCCGGUGGAAUAUGGUUCAGAAAUGGAUGAGCGUCCAAGUGCCAUGGCUACCCGGUUUCCUUAAGAAAAGAUUCAUUAUCGAGAUCAAGGAGAAAAGUACGGUGGUGGUUACUUUGUCGCAGCUGGACGAUCGGUAUUUUCACGGCCUUCAAGGGCAAUAUGACUUUACUCUCCACUUCCUAUUAAGAGCAGUUACCUCCCAGAAAAAGCUUUGCCAAGUUUCUCCAACCAACCAUGGCGACAGACGAUCAGUCAGUUGCGAAAUGGUGCUUGAGCCGGGGAUUUAUGAAGCCAUUCCAAAGAUUCUUGCCGAGGCGAGUGAACUUCCUUGCGUGGAGGAGAUGAUCAAGUUGGCCGAAGGCAAGAACCCUCAAAAGUUGCGCCAAAUAGGUUUGAGACAUGACCUUAGCCAUGCUAAGGAGGGGAUUAUAAGCGAAGAUAACCCCCCUGAGAAGCACGGGAACGAAAGAGCGAGGGAUUCAAAGAAAAGACGGGAGCAGCAAGAAAUACAAGAAAGCGAAGUGAUAAAGCAGGUAAGCUAG